GUCUCUAAGAACCAAGCUGCAGUUGCUCUUUGGUUCUGCAGUACUUUGUGAUUCUGGCUGCAGGCUUUGUGCUGUGGAGCGGGCUCUGCGGCAGAUUGGACUCAAACUGAUCCCAGUCCGGAUCACCUCUGCUUGGUUCAGAAUGUCAGGAAGAACCUGAUGAGAGCCCAAGAUUAACUUUACUCAGAGGUCUGAUUUUCCUACGGCACCUGAAGGAAGCAUUUCCUUUUCUGGCUUUAAUCUCUAAAUGUAAUAAAAUAUCACGAGAAAUCAACAGGAAGAAAUAGUUUUUAUUCUCUGGAAAAGAAAAUUUAGUUCGAAUAAAAAUGAUUUUAUUGAUGUGGACCUGUGGUUCUGCCUCUGACCUGAGGGGGGCAGCACAUACCAUCAGAACUCUUCACAGAGAAGAAGUCCUGAACCUGACCGUCAUGGCCGAACUUAAUCGGCAGCUCCAGGAGUAUCUGUCCCAGUCCAAAAGCGGCGGAACCAAGUCCAGCUCCAGCACCUCGGUGGAAGUGGGAGAACCGGGUGCAGUACCGGGCAGCUGGUUUGGUAGAUGGUCCAGUCCUUGGUCCGGUCAGGCCUCGGGGGGAAGCACCGGGUCCUCUUGGCCCUGGUCGGCUGAACCGGACCCGUGCCUGCCCGGUGUGACCCGGAAGCAGCGGUUGCUAGGGUUCGGGUUCUGUGUGUGCCUGUCGGUUUUAUGUUUUGGACUCUCGGCUCUGUACGCACCACUGCUGCUGAUCUACGCCCGGAAGUUCGCCCUGCUCUGGACCCUGGGUUCCCUGUUCGCUGUGGCGGCGGUGUCGAUUCUGAGAGGGCCCAGUAAGCUGAUGUCCGGACUGCACCGGUCUCCCGGAGCCGCGGGGUACCUCUGCGCCCUGGCGGGGACUCUGUACGCGGCCCUGAGCCUCCACAGCACCGUGCUGACCGCCCUGGGAGCCGGCCUGCAGGUGGCGCUCAUCUUGGGCUCCCUGCUGUCCCUGCUGCCCGGGGGCAGCGCAGGGAUCCGGGUCCUGGGCGGUUGGAUGAUCUCUGUCCUGAAGAAGACCGUCUGCGGCAGAACGCUUCCGAUCUGAGCGGUACCGAGCUCAGAGACUGUACUGUACUUUCCACUGCAGAAUUAAACCCUCAACGACGACUGCCAGGAGUUCCUGGGGACCCAUGUUCAGAAACUGACCGGACAAACUGUGAUGGGAGGGUGGUUCUGAGUUGUUGUAGCUUUGUUAUUAAAACAGGUUCUACCAGCAGACUGGGUUUUUAUUGGAUUAAUAACGGAUAAAAUGGUUCUGGGAUCAUUCUGGUUUCCCUGGACCUGUCCGACCAGACGGGCUUAUUAUUGGUUUCUGUCACAGCUCCUUUCCUUUAGCUUCAGUCUGGUUCUGAUGGUUGGAUCACCUCUAACAUCAUGUUGUAGUUGUAUUAAUAAAUGGGUUCUACCAACAGACAGAACUUUGA
Girardinichthys multiradiatus is the source of this 1458-nucleotide messenger RNA. RefSeq names its product SFT2 domain containing 3 (gene sft2d3). Gene Ontology annotation, biological process: vesicle-mediated transport. Gene Ontology annotation, cellular component: membrane. Lineage: Eukaryota; Metazoa; Chordata; Actinopteri; Cyprinodontiformes; Goodeidae. Bases 327 to 1079 code for a protein of 250 amino acids. The transcript has a single exon. The record is from RefSeq and is a predicted model, not a curated record.